CAUAUCUGCUGCAAUGCAUCACUUGUAUCAUGAAGGUAUGCACACCCAAAUAGUCUAUCCAGAAAUCAAGAAAAAAAAUCCUCCUUAUGCCACCAAACUGAUUGUGUCAUUGACGGCCAUUAUCAAAGACAAACGUAAUGCAGAAAGAUAGGUCUCACAGUAGCAGCACUGCAGAAGAAACAUCCGAGACACAGCAGUUUCGCUAUGCAGCCACCAGGCAGACUAAACGCAUGCAGUGGGAAACAUGCCGUAGGCUUACUGAAUUUUCGUGGUGCAUCAAUUUUUGUAUGUCACGUUUUAAUAUAAGUAGCAUUUGAAAAUAAGUUGGCCCCAUCUACUAGGCUCCAGGAAUUUAGCUCAGUGAUCAGCAUUUGUUUGUCUGCUGGUCCAGCCAAGCUGCUUCAUUAUAUGUAAGUAUAGGUUUACCUAUAUAAAUACAUCAUUUAACAUAGACAAACUGACAAUAUUUGCACAGUUGCAGUUUGCCAACUAACUUUAAAUUAACCUAGACUAACUAUGAAAUAACUAUGAAAAGCUACAAGUUCAGAAUUGUCAUUGAAGCCAUAGACAUAAAAUAGCGCCAGCACAACGUGUGCCUUUCCGUCUUCUAGUGUUUCUAUGGUGAUACCAAAACACAGAACCAGUGUCCACGUUCCGAAAAAGAACACAGUUGAAUUUGUCUCGCUACAAGUAGGCUUUUUAGCUAGUAACCUUCUCUAAGCUAGUCAGUAGGGGCCUUGUAGACAGAAGGCUGGUUAGCGCAGAUGUUCUGUUUUACAAAAGUAAACCGAUAACUUUUACAUCUACUCUGGUAAAUUUCCAGGGUACAGUAAAAUAGCCUACAUAGCAGGCUUAAUUGGGCUAAGGAAAUUCAAAGUCAUUUUAAGUGGUCGAAACUAAUCAUUUUCAGCAUGAAUACUUACAACCAAAGGACACGAAGUGCAGAACUCACAAGUACUGGAAUCGGGCACAAAUUUGUGCACCCUACGCCUUUCCAUAUAAAUUCGAAGAAUGGCCCGCUGCCUCUCUCGCUUGAGAGGCCUCGCACCUCAGUGGCUUCCUCCUUUACACCUACCUCACACAUGGAGCACGACAGGAAGCCACUGACUGGACCACUGGCUGACAUCAAGUACACCUUGGCUCCACCACACUGGAAGACCCACACAAUGGCUGAUUUGAAGCGGAGGAUUGAGAACUGCUGGGGCUUGCGGGUGCUUCCCAGUCCAAUCAGUGAGGCACGGGACAACUACAGGGGCCAACCAGCACGCAUCACCCCCCAUACAGCACACUACAAUGAGUUAUUGGCACUGUAUGGAAAGCUUGCUACAGAUCGGACCAUGGCAGCUCCAGGUCCAUUCCUCAGCACCACUCACAGAGAUUACAGGGUCUUUAACAGUUCUGAAUUGACUUCAUCAUACUCGGGCCAGGGGAACUCACUCCGUCAAGGACUGACAAAGAGCUCUGCCUACAGCCACACAGCUCCCCAUAAGGCCCCAGCCACUGCCUUCUGUUAUCCACGGCUGUCUCAGCGCUCUGUGCCGGUGCCCCACAGGGCCUACACAUCUCAGUACAGGGACAGCUUCACCACUCCUGCCUUGCCUCACAGCCUGUCACACCACGUCCAGCCCCAGCACAUGAGCACAUAGCACACUUUAAAUCAGUGGCGUAACAUAGUUACGACUGGCCCAGGUGCAGGCUAUUAUGACGGGCCCUAGUCAGUGGUGUAAGGCAGUGGUUCCCAAACAUUUUACAGUCCCGUACCGUACCCAGCCGCCGCCUACAACACUUAAAACUGUGAAAUUGUCAGGGUAUGUCACUAACCGCCGCCACCACGCCCC
Molecule: messenger RNA, 1838 nt
Organism: Clupea harengus (Atlantic herring)
Lineage: Eukaryota; Metazoa; Chordata; Actinopteri; Clupeiformes; Clupeidae
Gene: saxo3
Product: stabilizer of axonemal microtubules 3
Source: RefSeq, a predicted model, not a curated record